Messenger RNA from Solanum lycopersicum (tomato), 558 nucleotides. RefSeq lists its product as uncharacterized. The record is from RefSeq and is a predicted model, not a curated record. NCBI's taxonomy places the organism in Eukaryota, Viridiplantae, Streptophyta, Magnoliopsida, Solanales, Solanaceae.
UUUUAAAAAGGAACAGACAAGUUUGAGAGACAGCCUAUCACACAUGCAGCCUCACAACAUAUCAAAGCUUAAUAUUUUUCCUUAGCCUCCUACUUAACCAUACUUAGUUAGCUCCUCCAUUAUUUCAAACUAUCAGUUCCAAGCUCAACCACUGUGAAGACCGUAAACAGGGCUUGGAUUAAUGGGUACAGAGGCACCAAGUUGGGCAGAUCAAUGGGGGACAGGAGGAUUUGGUGCAAUGGAUGAAGAGGAAAUUAGUAAGAAAGAGAAUGAUAGUAACAAGAAAAGCAGUGGACUUGGGAAAGCUAAAGCAGUGGCAUUGGCUAGUGCUAAAAAGAUGAAGAAUGGCACUUGUGUAGCUAUCAAAUGGUUAAAAAGUAAAUGCCACAAGAAAAACAUCAUCUCUUCUUCUUGAUGAUCUUAUGUAAAUCCAGAUCAGACAUGUUUUAACCACAUUCAUUUACAAGGAAAGAGUUAUACAUUACUAAACAUAUUAGUUGAUUGCUUUGCAAUUUCUAUCUAUAUAUAAUAUUACAUGCUACUAUAUAUUCUUGAUCA